Messenger RNA from Adineta steineri, 873 nucleotides. The record is from the annotation of a GenBank genome assembly. Lineage: Eukaryota; Metazoa; Rotifera; Eurotatoria; Adinetida; Adinetidae.
AUGGCUAAUCUAUAUGGUUAUGGUGAUAUGACAUCGGAAGAAGCUGAACCAAUUGAUAGUGAUGAAGAAGAUCAAAAACGAUCAAGUCGAGAUCCGGAUAAAUUACCAUUUUCAAUUAUUUGGCGAGAUGAUUUAAAAAAUGAUGAUAUCAAAAUUCCGUGUUCAACUCUAUUGAUCGCUUUAGGUGCAACUGCUUCAGCAUUUGCUUUUACACAUGUCUUAUGCAAUAAUGAUAUGGAAUUAAUUGGCUAUGCAACAGAUAGUAAAAAAACGGAUGAGGAAAAUGCAGAAACAAAAGCAUUUGAUGAAAUUAAAGUACAACAAUAUUCAACACAAAGUGUUGAUCGUAUCUAUCGGUUAGCUUCAAGUUCGUUUAUACUUAUUCAAUUAAAUUCUUCAAUUAAAUCAGAUCGACUUUGGUUAAUAAGUGAACAGAUUAUUAACAAAUUUAAUUUGUUAAAAUUAAAUACAUCUAACCCGGUUUACAUUAUUCAAUCACGUUUAUGUAUGGAUUAUGUAACUAUUUCAGGUGAAUUAGAAAAUAAAUCAAAUUUAUUUAUACGUUAUAUGAAAUCAUCAACAAUUGCAAUUGAUGAUAAAACUACACAAAUAAUCAAACCAAUUCAACCACCAAAUGCAAUUCGAGGUCUAUCAGCUGCUUUAUUUACAAAAUUUCAUCAAGCAAACAUCCCGGUUAUUGUUCUUGUUGUUUAUCAACGUCAUGCAUCUGUUAAUGCUGAUUCAUUAAAAUUAUUACAACGAAUCUUAGAUCGAAUAUCAACAACAUUAAAACCAUAUAUUCAAUCAAGUGACAAAACAAAUAAACAAUUGAUUCGUUUAGCAGCAACACAAACAAGUAACAUGUACUCAUAA